Messenger RNA from Lactuca saligna, 1368 nucleotides. The record is from the annotation of a GenBank genome assembly. Lineage: Eukaryota; Viridiplantae; Streptophyta; Magnoliopsida; Asterales; Asteraceae.
AUGGAGUUUAUAACUCAAACAUACCAAAAAGUUGACACCAACUCCAAAUCCAUAGCUGAUAUCGAGAAACAGAUUGCUCAACUGGCGGAGCAAAUUAGGAAAAGAGAAGAUGACAAGUUUCCAAGCACCACAACAGUCAACCCAUCUCACACCCAAAGACUCGGAAAAGAGCAUCAAGUGAACCAGGUAAUCACCUUGCGUAGUGGGAAAAAGGUUGACAAUAAGGUAAGUGCUUCUACCUUAGAUAAUGACAGUGACACUGAGGUCAUCUUUGAUGAAAAAGAAGAGUUGGAGAAAGAUUUUAAACCUGAAAAACAAAAAGUAUCUAAGGGUAAAAAUGACUCUAAAGUUGGGGAGCAUGGUGUGGAGGUUAAUACUGCACCAUACCCUUCGGCUUUAGAAAAACCGGCAUCUUUCCCUUUUGGGAAGCGAGGGACGACAAUGGAAGACAUGUGGGAUCUAUUUAGUCAAAUGCCAGCAAAGAGAUCAAGGGUAGCAUCAUCUAGCAGUGCAGCCAGACAACCAGCUAGACAGCCGGAGCCGAAUGUACCUGUGGCCUUUGACCCACAGUACCAGAUAUUGUAUGAGCAUCCAGACAACAUUCACCCAGCAGUGUACGAGGCGACUCAUCCGAUUACGGGUUUUAUUGCAGAGUACAUGGUGGAGCGACCGAGCUUCACUGGGUACAAUAUUGUGGAGACGUUUGAUCGCUACGAAUGGGGUGGAGUGCUGGACUUCAAUCCCACACAGAUUUACGUUGGUAUAGUGCGGGAAUGGAUGAGGACACUUCGACGUGUCGAGGUGCCUAGUAGGUCGGAGGAGUUGCAGCUGAUUGGGAUGGUUCGUACUCACGAUAUAGUGAUGACUGUGCAGGGUAUUCGGGACAUGUUUCAUGUAGACAUUGGAUAUCAUCUGCAUGAUCUUGAAAAUCAGCCGACUGAGUAUAGAUGUAUUGACGCGAGGGGGGUAACCCUGGGACAUAUCUCAUUUCAUGUUGAAAAUGGGAGACAUAUUCUGAGGGAUUCUGCCACAAACCUAACAUACACGACACCACUCGGAGUGGGGGAUGAGGAGCCAUUCAUUGGUGAUUUUCAGGAGGAUCAUCAGCAGCAACAGGGACAAGCAGCAGAUACAUGGAUGGAGGGUGUCGACAUGACACUAGCUGAUCUUACUGAGCAGAUGCGACAGUAUCGAUACCGAGCUCCAGCUCCGGUCUUCUACCGAUCUGGGGAUCCGAGCAACUAUCCACCACCAUCCGAGUAUGAGCAUUAUCAUCCACCACCAGCUACAGAGGAGUCUACUCGCUUUGAGGAUUUAGCUGGAUCGAUCUUUGGGUAUCCUCCACCAUACCCAUGUUAUCCUCCAUAG